Molecule: messenger RNA, 2622 nt
Organism: Miscanthus lutarioriparius
Lineage: Eukaryota; Viridiplantae; Streptophyta; Magnoliopsida; Poales; Poaceae
Source: the annotation of a GenBank genome assembly
AUGGCGCCGGAGUAUGCGGUUCUUGGGCAACUGUCGGUGAAGCUUGACCUUUACAGCCUCGGAGUCCUCAUCCUGGAGAUCGUUACUGGACGGAAGAACACCGACAUGUUGGAAUCAGCAGCCGGAGAAUCCAUCAUUCUGCUGGGCUACCACCGACUCCGCCUCAUCACCGUCGUGCGCGCCCACCGUCCGCCGGCCUGCAGCACCAACUCCUGCCACCAUCUUCGUCUUCAUCGACAUCUUCUUCCAAUGCGAGCAGCAAGGGAAGGGAAGGAACUCCGUCCCGGUCCCGGCUUCCGUCUUCUCUCCCGAGUCGAGUCCUCACCUGAUCUGGAGGAAAUGCUGGAUCUUGAGUCUUUACUGGAGUACAUUGAAAUUGUUAGGAAGAUGUUUGCUAAUGAAGAAGAAGGAUUUCAGUUCUAUAACAACUAUGGUUUUGAGAAAGGAUUUAGUGUGAGGAGAAGCUAUUAUGAGUGGGACAAUGGCCACAAUGAGAUGAUUCUUCGGAAGUUCGUUUGCAGUCGUCAAGGUUUCCGUGAAGAGAAGCAACUGAAGAGGGCGAUUAAGAAGCGGAAGCCGUGGAAUAUUACUCGUGUUGGAUGCCUUGCUAAAUUUGUGAUUGCACGAGAUCAGAUCACAGGGCAGUGGUAUGUGAAGGAUUUCAUCGAUGAACACAACCAUCCAAUGGCGCCAGCAGAGCUUACUUGUCUGCUACGUUCACAUAGAAGAAUCAGCGAUGAGCAGAAAGCUAAGAUUGUGGAGAUGGAGAGUUUUGGGAUCCGCAAACAUAAGAUAAUGGAUAUUUUGGAAACGCAGUAUGGUGGGUAUGAUAAGGUUGGGUGUACAACAAGGGACUUGUAUAAUUUCUGCCAUCGCUAUAAGACGGAGACAAUUGCUGUCGGUGACGCUCAAAUAGUCAUCAGUUACCUGACGGAACUUCAGCGCAGAGAUCCUGAUUUCUUUUUCAAGUACAUGGUUGAUGGGGAAGGACACCUGAAGGGACUAUUCUGGUGUGAUAGUCAAUGUCUGCUUGAUUAUGAAGCAUUUGGUGAUGUCGUUGUAUUUGAUAGCACCUACAAAACUAAUCGGUACAACCUAUCCCUUGUUCCUUUUGUUGGGGUGAAUCACCAUCUAAGCACAGUUAGUUUUGGAUGUGGAAUUAUUUCUCAUGAGAAUAUUGAGUCAUAUGUGUGGUUGCUGAGUACAUUUUCUGAGGCCAUGAUUCAGAAGCAUCCGGUCUCUAUGAUCAUUGAUGGAGACCUUGCUAUGCAGAGAGCAAUCAGGUUGGUGUGGCCGAAUUCAUCGCAUAGGCUCUGCAUAUGGCAUAUUGAGCAGAACAUUGUGCGUAAUCUUAAGGAUGAUGUUGUUAAGGAUGAAUUCAGGAGUUUCCUUUAUGAUUGUUGGUCCAUAGAAGAGACCGAGAGAAAAUGGCAGGAAUUUUUGGAUAAGCAUAAGGUUACAAAUAAGAAGUCAUGGUUGUAUCAGAUGUAUGAUAUGAGGGAAAUUUGGUGUGCUUCGUAUCAUGCUGGUAAGUGUUACUUAGGACUGAGGAGUAACCAACGGAGUGAGAGCCUAAACUCUAGGCUUCAUAUGCGUCUAGAUCGUAAAAUGACACUGCUUGACAUGGUAAAGCACGUGGAGCACUGCCUUUCAGGGCUGCACACAAAUGAGGCAAAGUUGGACACUGAUGCAUUACAAUCUAAGGCAUGCACAAAACUAGAUGCUUCAAUUAUUGAGAUAGAAGCCGUGAAAUCGUUCACUCCAACAGUUUUCACCACGGUGCAGUUCAGCAUAAAGGUAGCCAAGAAGUGUUUUUCGAUUGACAUUCUAGAUAGCGAUAAUAUGAGUGAGUAUAUUGUUGGCAGGAAGGAUAAAGGAGACAUGAUGUACUAUGUCAAAUGUCAAUUUUGUGAUGAGGGCAAUCUGAAGAGAAUUUCUUGUUCUUGUGGUAAGUUACAAUCGAUUGAAACCCCCUGCUCACACAUCUUCUUUGUAUUGGGCGAUCUGGAUGAAGACAAGCUUCCAGACUGUUGUGUUUUAAAAAGGUGGACAAUGGGGGCGAAGAGUGCAUUUCCUCCGAAAAUGAAGAGCACCAUAUAUGACUAUUCCGAAAGCCUACAGAGGUACCGUGAGCUACGCAAUAUCAGUCACGUUGUAGCCUUCGCAGCAUCUCGUUCACUUGAAUCAUAUGAGCGGCUGAAACACGUUCUGCAGGAUGAAGCUGCUAUGAACCUAUCAAAUGGAGGAGAUAACAAAGGCAAGAGGUAUGGUCCGGUGCUGCCACAAGCCCCGGAUGUUGAUUCUGUAGCGUUUAGUAAUGUGCUGGAUCCCUUGCAUGUGCCUGGAAGAGGGGUCCCAAAGAAAAAUUUGAAGUCAAUUUCAAAUACGAAGAAAUCUAAGAGGGUUCCGCCGUUCAUCUCCUGGCUGCGCUACCUGUCCUUCAACUACCACACCUACAGGCUCCUGCUGAAGGUGCAGUACGAUCCCGUGCCGGACAUCCUGACCACCACGAAACACAUGGACAACGGUGCCACUGAGGUGGCAGCUCUCGUCGCGAUGAUCAUCGGGUACUGGGUGCUGGCCUACCUGUCCCUGAGAAGGGUGAAGGCCGGAAGCAGCUAG